UGUAGGAGGGAGAGAAUGUGCAAGAGAGAGAGAUAGAGGGGGAGGGAAGAAAUAAUAGACAGGGAGGGGAAAAAGAAAGGGAAGGAGAGAUGUUAGGAAGGUGGAGGGAGCAAACCAUACUUUUAACUUACCCCUGGGGUUGACUACGCAGAGGGGCACAUACUGUGCAUAAGGUGCUGCUAAAUCCCUGUAUACCAAAGGAGGAUGACACAAAUCGCAAAGAGACAUGGGAUUGCAUAAGAUGCUAAAAACAGCUUUCUGAUGCUGCAAGGGAUGCUUGAUCCAGGACAGGCACAGGAUGAGUUUAAAAAAUGGCGCCGACCACGAACAGGUGUCUUACAGUAUUUAUAUUUACCCCCAGCUCUCUCUGGACAGUUCCACCUGCUGCACUAUUCUGGCCUCUAAGGAAUCUGCUGCAUCAGAGGUUAUCAGGAAUGCGGUGGUUACUCUCAACUUGGACACUUCCAAAACCUAUGUUCUUGCAGAGGUAAAAGAAUCAGGAGGGGAAGAAUGGGUUUUAGAUCCAAACGACUCUCCUGUGCAGAGGAUACUACUUUGGCCAAGGAAGGCUCAGGAAAGACAUCCUCAAUCAGAUGGUUACUAUUUUUUACUGCAGGAGAAAAACCUGGAUGGGAGUAUCAAAUAUGUCCACCUGCCUUUGCUAUCAAAGCAGGAAGAGGCCAGGCGGUUAGUAGAGCGAGGCUUUCUGCCAAGGCCUCAAGAAGACUACGAUGACCUAUGCAACCUGCCCAAUCUUACAGAGGGAUCUAUUUUAGCUAAUUUAAAGACCCGCUUUCUGAAGCACAAGAUAUAUACUUAUGCAGGGAGUAUUCUUAUUGCCAUUAACCCUUUCAAGUUUUUGCCUAUCUAUAAUCCAAAAUACGUGAAAAUGUAUGACAACCAGCAGCUGGGGAAGCUGGAGCCCCAUAUCUUUGCAAUUGCUGAUGUGUCCUACCACACCAUGCUUAGAAAGAGAAUUAACCAGUGUAUAGUAAUUUCUGGGGAGAGUGGUUCUGGGAAGACACAGAGCACCAAUUUUCUCAUACAUUGCUUGACCGCGCUGAGCCAGAAGGGAUAUGCAAGUGGGGUGGAGAGAACCAUACUUGGGGCUGGACCUGUCCUGGAGGCUUUUGGGAAUGCCAAAACUGCACACAACAAUAACUCAAGUCGCUUUGGAAAAUUUAUUCAAGUAAAUUAUCUGGAGAGUGGCAUUGUCAGGGGAGCUGUGGUGGAAAAGUACCUCCUUGAAAAAUCUCGUCUUGUUUCUCAAGAGAAGAAUGAAAGGAAUUACCAUGUCUUCUACUACCUGCUCUUGGGGGUCUCAGAUGAUGAGAGAAAGGAGUUCCAGCUUAAACAACCAGAAGACUAUUUCUACCUCAACCAGAAUAACUUCAGGGUGGAGGAAGGGGAAGAUUUAAGACAUGAUUUUGAGAGGCUGAAACAAGCCAUGGAAAUGGUUGGAUUUCUCCCAGCAACAAAAAAACAGAUAUUUUCAGUAUUAUCAGCAAUCCUUUACCUGGGGAACGUAACCUAUAAAAAGAAGGCUUCAGGAAGGGAUGAGGGCCUGGAUGUUGGGCCCCCAGAAGUCCUAGACACAUUAUCACAGCUUCUUCAGGUGCAAAGAGAGCUUCUAGUGGAGGCUCUGACCAAAAGGAAAACUGUUACAGUGAAUGAGAAGCUGAUAUUGCCUUAUAGCCUCAAUGAGGCUGUGACUGCUCGUGAUUCAAUGGCAAAAUCUCUAUACAGUGCCCUCUUUGACUGGAUAGUUCUUCGAAUUAACCAUGCUCUGCUCAACAAAAAAGAUGUGGAGGAGUCUGUGAAUUGUUUGUCUAUUGGGGUCCUAGACAUCUUUGGAUUUGAAGAUUUUGAGAACAACAGCUUUGAGCAGUUUUGUAUUAAUUAUGCCAACGAGCAGCUUCAGUACUACUUUAACCAACACAUCUUCAAGCUUGAGCAGGAGGAAUAUAAAGAAGAAGGAAUCAGUUGGCAUAAUAUAGAUUACACAGACAAUGUGGGCUGCAUUCAGUUGAUUAGCAAGAAACCAACUGGCCUCUUCUAUCUACUGGACGAGGAGAGCAAUUUUCCCCAUGCCACAUACCGUACUCUGCUCGCCAAAUUCAAGCAGCAACAUGAAGAGAACAAGUACUUUGUAGGUACUCCAGUUAUGGAGCCCGCAUUCAUCAUCCGCCACUUUGCUGGAAAAGUAAAGUACCAGAUUAAGGAUUUCCGGGAGAAAAACACAGAUUUUAUGAGGCCUGAUAUUGUGGCACUUCUACGCAGCAGCGAUAGUGCAUACAUUCGGGAGCUGAUUGGAAUGGAUCCUGUUUCAGUCUUCCGCUGGUCUGUUCUACGAGCGUCCAUCAGAGCAAUGGCUGUGCUUAAUGAGGCUGGAAGACAGCGAGCGGAAAGAACAGCUGGUGUGGUUCGUAAAGGAGCAAGAGUCCCUCUGGCAGAGCUUCAGAGAUCCAAUGCACCUAUGGAGAAAAUUUAUCGGCGCUCUCUCCUCGAUUUCUCCUAUGAUUGCUCAGUGGAUUGCGAUAUUGAUGUAUUUGAAGACAAUUUCAUGAGUAUAUAUGAGAACAAGAAUGAGCGGCACUCUCAGCUGAUGAGCAGUAUUAAAGGACUCUCAUGGCAGGGUGAUGAUCCUGCACAGUUGCUGCGUGCCCUUACCCUGCGCACUAACUCUCGUCUACAACUCCUGAAAUCUAAAGGCAUCCGCCAGAAGCAGGUCAUCCCUAAGAACUUGCUAGACUCCCAGUCUCUAAAGCUAAUAAUGAGUAUGACACUUCAUGACAGAACCACUAAGUCAUUGCUGCACUUACACAAGAAGAAGAAACCUCCAAGUAUUAGUGCACAGUUCCAGACCUCACUAAAUAAACUGCUGGAGACCCUGGGCAAAGCUGAACCUUUUUUCAUCCGGUGCAUCAGAUCAAAUGCUGAGAAGAUGGAGAUGACUUUUGAUGAAGCCUUGGUCCUUCAGCAGCUCCGGUACACAGGAAUGCUGGAAACAGUGCGAAUUCGGAGAUCAGGCUACAGUGCCAAGUACUUCUACCAGGAUUUCAUAGAUCAAUUCCAAGUGCUGCUGCCAAAGUCUUCCUUACAGCCCAAAGAUGCCAUUGCAGUCCUUCUACAGCAAACUGGCCUACACCCACAUAAUUACCAGCUUGGAAAAACCAAGGUGUUUUUGAAAGAGCCAGAAAGGCAGAAACUGCAAGACAUGCUCCACCAGGCCGUCAUCAAAAAGAUCAUUCUUCUGCAGAGCCUUUUUCGAAUGGUUGUGGAGAAGGGAAACCUCCUUAGGAUGAAAAUUGCAGCUGUAACGAUCCAGGCUUACUGGAGAGCAUAUUGUGUGAGAAGAGAACUAGCAGUAAGGAAAAAUGCUGCAUUUUGUAUCCUGGCAGUAUGGAGAGGGUACAAACAGAGGCAAUGCUACCAGAGGCAAAUCACUGCUAUCCGAAGGUUACAAGCUCUAUGCCGAGGACAUAUACAGAGAUGGAGGUACAAGGAAAUGCUUGAAGUUCAUCAGAAGGCAGCGGAAGAAAGGAGGAAGCAAGAAGCUUUGGAAAGGGAGAGAUUGGCUUUAUUGGAAAAGACACGUAUAGAAGAAGAGCAAAGGAUUAAAGAUGAAGCAUUACAAAGGCUAGCUCAUGAGAGAAGAGUGCCAGAUCAGGAGGUGAUGAGACAGGUAGAAGGCAGCAUCACUAAUGCCUCUCAGGACCACGGUGUACAAGUGGAGAACGAAAAAGUGAGACAAAAACCAUUGGAGGAAGAUGGAGAAAUGGUUAGAGAGCAAGAAAGAAUCCUUAAAGAGAAUGAGCGUAACAAACUAGAAAAAGAAGAGAGAGAAAGCAUAAGCAUAGAGAGAGAGUUUAAGCCUUUCUGUGUGGAAAAGGAUGGGAGAGAGGAAACCAGUGUACUGUCAGUGAUUGAACCAACAAUGCCAGAGCAGACGGAAGGCCUUGUAUCAAGGACUAGAAGUCCAGAGAGAGCUCCAAGCAGCCGAGAGAAGCGAGAGAAUCGACGCCUGAGAGGUCUACAGCAUGACAUGUUACAAAAUAAACACGUUCAUUCUUCUUUUGAGGAAGCAGAGAAGGAGCCUGUAGGACAGCAAGAUAGAAAAAGUGCAAAACAAGUAGAGGGACCAUGUCCCCAAGAGGAGAAAACUGAUAAAGAGAAAGUAGUCACCAGGGAGAAUUCUAAAAGUGGAAAUUUUGAGUUGCAAGAAAAACAUCAGGAUUCAAGUUUAGGCCAUUCUGUAAGACCGUCAAGUCUUCCUCUGAACAUUCCAGCAACAGCAUCACAGCCUUCAAUACCACCUGCGGGAAUGCGAGAUGCUGAAGUUCCCAGUGUGGGACUGAUACAAAGGUACAGUGACCAUCAAAAACUUAAGGACAUAGCAGAGAAGUGGAAGGAGAAGAGGCAGAAUGAGGCUGGACAAGUUGAAUCUGUGAAAACACCUGAAAUAGAGGAGAAGGCAGUUCCAAGACAGAUUAAUGAGAGAUCUUCAGAAAAGACCAGAUCUGUUCCAUCUGCUGAUGGCUCCAGUUUGAUUCAGUCUCUCUCCACCACUCAGGUGCCUGUUUUAGAGACCGAGCCAAGUAAAGAAGUGAAGAAAAAUCUUGUACAGAAAAAGAAAUCCAGUGAUCCAAGCUCUCCAGUUGACACUGCCCAUACACAGUCUACAGACUCAAAGCAUACUUACAAGAACCCCUUGCAUAGGCUUCUGGGUAAAAAAACGGAUAAGAAAAGCAGCAAAGAAGUUCUUCUCACCCCAGACGGUACUGAGCAACCUCUCCAUCCUGCAAAGGAAACUAACGUUUCCAAGAGACCCUUAGAUGCUAUGUAUGGUACAGUGAUGGCAGGGCAUGGCAGUCAUCCACCUCUAGAGGAGAUGUCGUCUGGUAAAAUUCGCAGGAACAGGUCCAUUAAAAUUAGCAAAGCCACUACCGUGUCUGAAAAAUGGAAAUCCUCUCUUUACCGAGAGAUCACCAAUUCCUCUGAACUCAAACACCUUGAUGACUUUCUGUUUACUAAGAUGAAUACAUUGCAUCCUGAUAAGCCAGGUGUUGAGUGCUUACUUUACAAAGCCAUGGAAAUGUUCAGAGGAAAUCUCAAAGACAUGUAUUCUGCCCCUAAAGGUCAGAUUCAUGCUGGCUACAAGGACCUGAUGGAUAAUUUCCAGCUUCUCUUUGCCACCCUUACAAAGGAGAGAGAAGAGAAAGACGUUAAGCUGGUGUUGAAUCUUUUCCAAUCCUUUCUAGAUGAAUUUACCCGUGGAUACACCAAAAGAGAUGACCACGAACCUCCAAAGAGGAACAAAUCGCAAAAGAAGAGACGAAAACAAGAUCAGAUGCUGGAAUCCAACGGACAUUACUUUGUCAGCUAUCAAGUAAACAUAGGUGGCCAGUCUUGUGAGCACUGUUCUUCUAGCAUUGGGUCCAUGGAAAAAGCUUUUCUAUGUAAUACCUGCAAGAUGAUAUGUCACAAGAAGUGUGUGACUAAAGUCCAGUGUCCAUGCACACCAGCUGGGUGGAGGAAGAACCGUGGUGGACAACACUUUGGAGUGCAUGUGGGGGACCUGAUAAGUGAGACCAAUGAAGUACCAAUAGUAAUGGAGAAGCUAUUAGAGUACCUGGAGAUGCACGGCCUGUACACUGAAGGGAUCUAUCGCAAAUCUGGGGCCGCUAAUCGCAUGCGGGAGCUUAAACAGUGUCUGGAAAAAGAUCCCAACGCUGUGAUACUGGAUAAUUACCCAAUCCAUGCCAUCACUGGGAUUCUGAAGCUGUGGUUGAGGGAGCUUCCUGAACCACUAAUGACUUUUGCUCAAUACAGCGAGUUCCUGCGUGCUGUCGAGCUCCCUGGGAACCAGGAACAACUUUGUGCUAUCUACAAAGUCCUGGGACAGCUACCUCUAGCCAAUUAUAACACCUUGGAGAGGCUUAUCUUCCAUCUUGUCAAGGUGGCUUUGAUGGAAAAUGUGAACCGUAUGUCUCCAAAUUCUUUAGCAAUCGUCUUUGCACCUUGCCUGCUGCGUUGCCCAGAUAAUUAUGACCCCUUGACUAGCAUGAAAGAAGUAUCUAAAACCACUACGUGUGUGGAGAUGCUAAUCAAGGAACAGAUGAGUCAAUAUAAAAUCAAAAUACAAGAAAUUGGUAUGUUGGAAGCAGCAGAGACACGAGCAGUGUGUAGACUCUCACUCCUCCAACAGAACACGAGUAAAAGCAUCAAGUCCAAUGGUAAUGGUUUGCCUGAUCUUGUAAUGGUACCAGGAGAUCAGCUGUCAGGACCUGUAUCCUCUCGAGAGUCACAGAUCUUGUUCGAGAGAAUCCAGUCUAUCAAAGAGGAGAAAGAAGAUAUAACUUAUCGCCUCCCAGAACUUGAUCAGCGUGGUUCAGAUGAAGAAAAUAUUGACUCUGAAACAUCCAACAGCACUGAGAGUUUGCUAGAUGAGCGGCCUGUCCAGACAGAGACGGAAGCUACAUUUGGAAGUCUGACUGAAAAAUCGACACAGGUUCUUGGACGUGCCAACAGUCUUCUGACCAAACCACCCCUCUUCACAAUGUCUGUGCUGCCCACUGGAGCCAAGCGUAGACCUUCUUCCUUCUUGGCCAGGAUGAGGGUCCACAGACGUAACCCAGUCCUCCCAACCACCAACAUAAAGCUGCCCCCAGGACUGUCAACGGUCAAUGACUCUGUAAUGGAGGCUUCAUCAGUCCGGCGAAGAGAGCAGCCAGGGAGAAGAACUGACAGUAUUCAAUCAGUCUACCUCCCUGAGGGGACAGAAUUAGUUUCUGCACAGACGACACUAGAGUAUGAGCCUACUGCCAAGCUCAAACGCCGCUUUUCUGAUCCCCAUUUCCAAAUACCUUGCUCAGAGGAAGCAAAUCUUUGAGGUUCCAUCUUCUUACAGCAUGACUUAUGCCUUCUCUGUGCAUACUUAUCCUUGUUACUGUAAAGUUGCUACCAGGACAAUAAUGUAUUAAAACCUAGGGUUAGAACCAUUGGACUAUAUUUCGAAUAAAUUGGCGCUUUUCUCAUAUAUAUAUAUAUAUAUAUAUAUAUAUAUAUAUAUAUAUAUAUAUAUAUAUAUAUAUAUAUAUAUAUAUAUAUAUUCUCUCCAUUGUUUUUAUAUGUAAACAAAAUGUUAUAUUAAAUAGAUGGGGAUAUUCUCAUCUCUCCUUUCACUGGCCGUAUUAUCUUACUUUCCAGCUUCUAGUAAAAUAGGACCAAAGGUGAAUUUAUUUUGCCUUAUGUGAGUCACCUGUUACAAUAAUAUUUUUGUAUGAAUAUAUGUAUAUUAUAAAGCAGGAUUUUGUUUACUUUUUAUAUGUUAAUAGGAAAUCAAGGGGGGUGUAUGAGUGAUCGGAAGUGUGAUUAUUUUAUAUUUUGCCUUUUUUAAACCAGGGUCAUAUUUUGCAAGGGUAUAGUGUGUGUUUGUGUUGAGGUGUGUGUGGUUGUAUAUAUAAUAUACACUUGCACACACGCUGCAUUAUUUUGGAAGAUACAUAUUGGUUCAGACAUAGUCAUUCUCAAACAGUCAAAAAAAAAAUAUUUUGUUCCCAUCAUAAUUUUUUUACUUGGAAAAAAACACAAUCCUUAUUCUAUAGCAGGUGCACAAGGAUACAUACUUACACUUGCAUCAGGAAAAGUAUCACCAUUUAUGUAUUCUUAUAUAACACUGACCAGUCAGUGUAAUAUGGGAAUACAUAGUGAUAUUGUCAGUAAGCAUUAGUUAAGAAUCUGUGAGUGGUAUGUUAGAAUGGCAACUGUGUCAUGCAGGAAAGCAACAUUUAAAUUUGCUUUCUUUUUUGUCUUUUUUUUUAAUGGUACGUAAUUCAUUGUAAGACUGCAGAAAUAACAAUAUUUGAAAGGACAUUAAACUAAAUAUUUGAUCUGCAAUUAAGGACAAUAAAACAAGAUUGCAAUAUAAAUUAUUUGUUUUGCUAGCUUUUGCUGUUAAAUACUACAUCAUUCUACACAGUGAUUGCUUAGCUUAGAGCACACACUUAUUGACCACAGUAAAAUUUUAACAGGCUUUUUAAGGUGGGUAUAUAUGAACUGCUAUUGAUUUGCAGAUGCUUGUCAAAGUAUGCUAUAAGUUUUAAUUUCCCUUUUAGUUUAUAUUGCAGAAAGCUUCCCUAAACUAUAAUUUUGGUGAGACUUUUUGAUCAUUCAUUCAAGCAGGGAAAGAUGUGUUAUGAUAGUACGAAAUCCAAGACACUUCUUGAUUAAAUGGUUUAAAUCUGCUACAAAUGUGGAUUCCAAAAGGUUUAGUGUGAAAUGGCAACUGUAGGGUUUUGUAAUAAUUUAUAGCUAGUAGCAAAGAGGUUGUUUAUUACAGUAAAAUGUUCUAAUGGUGAAAAUGCUGCAAAUAGGAAAGGAUUUUGUGAUAUUUUUGUAUGAACAGUUGUGCCAACUUUGGUCAAUCUUCGCCUGUUUGGAUAACUGUCAUUGGACACAUUUGUUCUAACAAGUGACGUGUAUGACAUUUUAAGGGACAGUAAAGUCAGAAACAACCUGCAUGGAUAAAAUAGAAAAUGCAAUUUAAAAAAAAAAAAUCCAAUUUACUUUUAAAUCAAAUUUGAUUUGUCCUCUUGGUUGAAGAGUAAACCUAGGUAGGUUUGUAGCAACUAUGGAGCAUGCACGUCUACAGAACUAGCAGUGUUUACAACAAUGUAUAAUAGGUUUUAGGUUUACACUUCAACAAAGGAUAGCAAUUGUGAUAGCAGAAAAUUGGAAAGUUCUUUAACAUUUUAUGUUCUAUCUAAACCAUGAAAGCUUCAAUUUGCCUUUAGUGUCUCUUUAAAAAAGGCAGCUUUGUACUAUUUACCCAUGGCACACACUGUAGCAUGCCCCACUGACAGCCAGCUUAAAAACCUAUUUUCUGAAACAAAUCAAAUGUAUCUGUUUGCCGUAUGAACAUAUAACUGGUCAUUUUACAACAAUUUAGAUGUACAAAGUUGCCUGCCUGGUGUAAUCUAGAUUUUAUACAUGUAUAAUAUGUAAACAAAUAACCCCUUAAAGUGACUAAGGUGACAUAUCACAUGUUAUUCAUUACAAAUGUACAGGGUUGUAUGUUAAACUUAUCCUCUGCUUUGUUAAAUAAACUGGUUCCAGUGAA
This is a messenger RNA of Bombina bombina (fire-bellied toad), 9121 nucleotides long. It is a transcript of the gene MYO9B, whose product is annotated as myosin IXB. The transcript is spliced from 41 exons. Gene Ontology annotation, molecular function: ATP binding; protein binding; GTPase activator activity. The coding region runs from base 299 to 6892 and encodes 2197 amino acids. The record is from RefSeq and is a predicted model, not a curated record. Gene Ontology annotation, cellular component: myosin complex. Gene Ontology annotation, biological process: intracellular signal transduction. NCBI's taxonomy places the organism in Eukaryota, Metazoa, Chordata, Amphibia, Anura, Bombinatoridae.